Molecule: messenger RNA, 2724 nt
Organism: Rhea pennata
Lineage: Eukaryota; Metazoa; Chordata; Aves; Rheiformes; Rheidae
Gene: SKOR2
Product: SKI family transcriptional corepressor 2
Exons: 8
Coding region: 1-2637 (878 amino acids)
Biological process (GO): negative regulation of BMP signaling pathway; negative regulation of transcription by RNA polymerase II
Cellular component (GO): nucleus; transcription regulator complex
Molecular function (GO): RNA polymerase II cis-regulatory region sequence-specific DNA binding; SMAD binding; DNA-binding transcription factor activity, RNA polymerase II-specific
Source: RefSeq, a predicted model, not a curated record
AUGGCGACGAGCCCGCUGCCCGCCCCCACGGACAUCCUGCUGCCGUCGCCGUCCAGCACGUACCCGCCGGAGCCCAUGAGCCAGCCGCGGGCCGGCCACGCCGCCAUGAAGCCCAACCAGGUGGGGCAGGUGAUCCUCUACGGCAUCCCCAUCGUCUCCCUGGUCAUCGACGGGCAGGAGCGGCUGUGCCUGGCGCAGAUCUCCAACACGCUGCUGAAAAACUUCAGCUACAACGAGAUCCACAACCGGCGGGUGGCCCUGGGCAUCACCUGCGUGCAGUGCACGCCGGUGCAGCUGGAGAUCCUGCGGCGGGCCGGGGCCAUGCCCAUCUCCUCCCGCCGCUGCGGCAUGAUCACCAAGCGGGAGGCCGAGCGGCUCUGCAAGUCCUUCCUGGGCGAGAACCGGCCGCCCAAGCUGCCGGAUAACUUCGCCUUCGACGUGUCGCACGAGUGCGCCUGGGGCUGCCGCGGCAGCUUCAUCCCGGCGCGCUACAACAGCUCCCGCGCCAAGUGCAUCAAGUGCAGCUACUGCAGCAUGUACUUCUCGCCCAACAAGUUCAUCUUCCACUCGCACCGCACCCCCGACGCCAAGUACACGCAGCCCGACGCCGCCAACUUCAACUCGUGGCGCCGCCACCUCAAGCUCACCGACAAGAGCCCCCAGGACGAGCUGGUCUUCGCCUGGGAGGACGUGAAGGCCAUGUUCAACGGCGGCAGCCGCAAGCGGGCCCUGCCGCCGCCGCCCGCCGCCGCCGCCGCCGCCGCCCCGUCCUGCCACCCGCUGGGCGCCGUGAAGGCGGCGGCGGCCGUGGUGGGCGGCGGGCUGCUGAGCCCGCACCUGCUGGCGGCGCCGCCGGAGCUGCACCACAAGCGGCCGCGCUUCGAGGAGGACGAGGAGCUGCAGGAGGCCGUGGCGGCGGCGGCGGCGGCGGCGGGGCACGGCGGCAAGAGCCCGCGGAGCUACCCGGUGAUCCCGGUGCCCAGCAAGGGCUCCUUCGGCGGCGUGCUGCAGAAGUUCCCGGCCUGCGGCGGGCUCUUCCCGCACCCCUACGGCUUCCCCGCCGCCGCCUUCGGCCUCUGCCACAAGAAGGAGGAGGGCGGCGAGGGGCUGGGCGCGGCGCACAAGGGCGGCGGCGCGGGCGGCGGCGGCGGCGGCGGGGGGCUGUCGGGGCUCUUCUGGCCCGGCAGGAAAGACGCCGCUUUCUACCCGCCCUUCUGCAUGUUCUGGCCGCCGCGCACGCCGGGCGGGCUGCCGGUGCCCACCUACCUGCAGCCGCCGCCGCCGCCGCAGCCGCCGCCGCCGCCGGGCGCGCUGGGCUGCGCGCUGGGCGAGGGCGCCGGGCUGCUGCGCCAGGCCUUCCUGGAGCUGCCGGAGCCCGGCGGCGAGGCGGCGACGGCCGCGGGGCUGGGCACGCCGCCCGCCGCCCCGCCGCCCCCCGCCGCCGCCGCCGCCGCCGCCGCCGCGCGGGACCCGCUCUUCGAGGCGCCCCCUGGCGGCGGCGGCGGCGGCGCGGGGGAUCCCGCCUCGCCCCCCGCCUCGGACGGCGGCGGCGGCCGCGUCCCCGCGCACCACCCGCACCUGCUGGAGGCGGCGGCGGCGGGGCGCAAGGGCGGCGGCGGCGGCGGGUACCACCACUCCAGCGCCUUCCGGCCCGUGGGCGGCAAGGAGGACUCGGAGAGCCUGGCCAAGCUGCACGGCCCGCCGCGCCCGGCCUCGCCGCUGCUCCUGCUGCCGCCGCCGCCGCCGGCCCGCGCCGCCGCCGCCGAGGAGGAGGACGAGGAGGAGGAGGAGGCGGCGGCGGGCUGCCCGCGCCACCCGCUGCCCCCGCACCGCCUCCUCUCGCCCACCGGCAGCUUCGCCAGCGAGGACAGCAGCGAGGAGGAGGAGGAGGAGGACGACGACGAGGCGGAGGUGGACGUCGAGGGGCACAAGCCCCCCGAGGAGGAGGACGAGGAGGAGGACGAGGAGGAGGAGGAGGAAGAUGGCGAGCGGCAGCCCCGCGCCGCCGACCCCCUCGCUGCCGGCGGCCGCUUCCCACCGGGCCGCGGCGCGGCGGACAAGGGCGGCCGGGAGCGCCCCGCCGGCGGCCCCUUCCCCGCCGCCCGGCCGCCGCCCGAGGAGAGGCCGGGGGAGAGCCAGGCCCCGCCGGCGCGCAGCAGCCCGGCGCACCAUCCCGCGCCGGAGGAGCAGCCCCCCUACAAGGAUAAUCAGAAGAGCAAGGAGAGUAAUCAAGUCAUCUUGCCUACGAAAGAGGAUAACUUCUCAGAUAAGAACAAGGAGCAUAAUUUUUUCAUCACAGAUUCAGAGCCUUCAGGAGGAGACUUCUGGAGAGACAUAGCAGGCGAACACACGCAAGAAACCAAUUCACCUCAUUCACUGAAGAAGGAUGUAGAAAAUAUGGGAAAAGAGGAACUCCAGAAGGUUUUGUUUGAACAAAUCGACUUGCGAAGGAGACUAGAACAGGAAUUCCAGGUGUUGAAAGGAAACGCGUCUUUCCCAGUGUUCAAUAAUUUUCAAGAUCAGAUGAAACGGGAGCUAGCAUACAGAGAAGAAAUGGUACAGCAGCUACAAAUUAUUCCCUAUGCAGCAAGCUUGAUCAGGAAAGAAAAGCUCGGUGCACACCUCAGCAAAAGCUAAAGAAGCACAGAAUCUUUUGCAGCUGUUACCUUGUAAGUUAUAACCCACCACUCAGCAAUCUGACUUGUAAAAAGACUGAGAAAAUGG